AUGGGGGAAAAUCAGACCAUGGUCACAGAGUUCCUCCUGCCGGGAUUUCUCCUGGUCCCAAGGAUUCAGAUGCUCCUCUUUGGGCUCUUCUCCCUGUUCUAUGUCUUCACCCUGCUGGGGAACGGGGCCAUCCUGGGGCUCAUCUCACUGGACUCCAGACUCCACACCCCCAUGUACUUCUUCCUCUCACACCUGGCUGUCGUCAACAUCAACUAUGCCUGCAACACGGUGCCUCAGAUGCUGGUGAACCUCCUGCAUCCAGCCAAGCCCAUCUCCUUUGCUGGCUGCAUGAUGCAGACCUUUCUCUGUUUGAGUUUUGGACAUAGCGAAUGUCUCCUGCUGGUGGCGAUGUCCUACGAUCGUUAUGUGGCCAUCUGCCACCCUCUCCGAUAGUCCAUCAUCGUGACCUGGAGAGUCUGCAUCACCCUGGCCAUCACUUCCUGGACAUGUGGCUCCCUCCUGGCUCUGGUCCGUGUGGUUCUCAUCCUGAGACUGCCCUUCUGUGGGCCUCAUGAAAUCAACCACUUCUUCUGUGAAAUCCUGUCUGUCCUCAGGCUGGCCUGUGCUGACACCUGGCUCAACCAGGUGGUCAUCUUUGCAGCCUGUGUGUUCUUCCUGGUGGGGCCGCUCUGCCUGGUGCUGGUCUCCUACUCGUGCAUUCUGGUGGCCAUCCUGAGGAUCCAGUCUGGGGAGGGCCACAGAAAGGCCUUCUCCACCUGCUCCUCCCACCUCUGCGUGGUGGGGCUCUUCUUUGGCAGUGCCAUCGUCAUGUACAUGGCCCCCAAGUCCCGCCACCCUGAGGAGCUGCAGAAGGUACUUUUUCUAUUUUACAGUUUUUUCAACCCAACACCGAAUCCCCUGAUUUACAGCCUGAGGAACGCAGAGGUCAAGGGUGCCCUGAGGAGAGCAUUGUGCAAGGAAAGUCAUUCCCAACUGGUGUGGUGUUCUCAC
This is a messenger RNA of Piliocolobus tephrosceles (Ugandan red Colobus), 951 nucleotides long. Its product is annotated as olfactory receptor 2A1/2A42. Gene Ontology annotation, cellular component: membrane. Gene Ontology annotation, molecular function: olfactory receptor activity; G protein-coupled receptor activity. Gene Ontology annotation, biological process: G protein-coupled receptor signaling pathway. The transcript has 2 exons. The annotation marks the transcript as partial. NCBI's taxonomy places the organism in Eukaryota, Metazoa, Chordata, Mammalia, Primates, Cercopithecidae. The record is from RefSeq and is a predicted model, not a curated record.